AUGCUGGGAGGCGGGGGCGAGGAGGAGGAGGAGGUGCCGCACUCGUUCAUGUGCCCCAUCCUCCUAGAGGUCAUGCGAGACCCUCACGUUCUCAGGGAAACUGGGCACACGUUCGAAAAAGCAGCGAUAGAAGACCACCUGAGGAGGUACAAGACUUGUCCCAUCACAGGCAUACAGCUCAAGGACACAACGAUCGUUCCCAACCAUGCUCUUCGAAACGCCAUCGUCGACUAUGUUGAG
This is a messenger RNA of Guillardia theta CCMP2712, 240 nucleotides long. RefSeq lists its product as hypothetical. The record is from RefSeq and is a predicted model, not a curated record. The annotation marks the transcript as partial. Gene Ontology annotation, biological process: protein ubiquitination. Lineage: Eukaryota; Cryptophyceae; Pyrenomonadales; Geminigeraceae. Gene Ontology annotation, molecular function: ubiquitin protein ligase activity. The transcript is spliced from 2 exons.